Messenger RNA from Phodopus roborovskii (desert hamster), 2211 nucleotides. It is a transcript of the gene Plau, whose product is annotated as plasminogen activator, urokinase. Gene Ontology annotation, molecular function: serine-type endopeptidase activity. Gene Ontology annotation, biological process: regulation of cell adhesion mediated by integrin; fibrinolysis; plasminogen activation. The coding region runs from base 1 to 1302 and encodes 433 amino acids. NCBI's taxonomy places the organism in Eukaryota, Metazoa, Chordata, Mammalia, Rodentia, Cricetidae. The record is from RefSeq and is a predicted model, not a curated record. The transcript has 10 exons.
AUGAAAGUCUGGCUGGCAUGCCUGCUCCUCUGCGCCUUGGUGAUUAAUGACUCUGAAGGUCACCAUGAACUUGGAACUUCUGAUGAAUCAAACUGUGGCUGUCAGAAUGGAGGAACAUGUGUGUCCUACAAGUACUUCUCCAACAUUCGCAGAUGCAGCUGCCCAAAGAAAUUCCAAGGGGAACACUGUGAGAUAGAUACAUCAAAGACCUGCUAUCAUGGAAAUGGUCAGUCUUACCGAGGAAAGGCCAGUGUCGACACCAAAGGGCGGCCUUGUCUGGCCUGGAACUCCCCUGCUGUCCUUCAGAAAGUCUACCAUGCCCACAGACCUGAUGCUCUUAACCUAGGCCUGGGGAAACACAAUUACUGCAGGAACCCUGACAACCAGAGGCAACCCUGGUGCUAUGUGCAGAUUGGCCUAAAGCAGUUUGUUCACGAAUGCAUGGUGCAGGACUGCUCUGUUAGCAAAAAGCCCCCUUCUUCUCCAGAUCAACAAGGGUUCCAGUGUGGCCACAAGGCUCUAAGGCCCCGCUUUAAGAUUGUUGGGGGAGAAUUCACUGUGGUUGAGAACCAGCCCUGGUUUGCAGCCAUCUACAGAAAGAACCGUGGAGGAAUCCCUCCCACCUUUAUAUGUGGUGGGAGUCUCAUCAGUCCUUGCUGGGUGGUCAGCGCCACACAUUGCUUCAUUAAUGACCCAAAGAAGGAAAACUAUGUUGUCUACCUGGGCCAGUCAAGGCGGAAUGCCUAUACUCCUGGAGAGAUGAAGUUUGAGGUGGAGCAGCUCAUUUUGCAUGAAGGCUACAGUGCUGAUAGCCUGGCCCACCAUAACGACAUUGCCUUGCUGAAGAUACAUACCAGCAUGGGCCAUUGUGCACAGCCAUCCAGGUCCAUACAGACUAUCUGCCUGCCUCCAAGGUUUGGUGAUGCCCCUUUUGGUUCAGACUGUGAGAUUGCUGGCUUUGGAAAUGAGAAUGUUGCUGACUAUAUCUACCCAAAGAACCUGAAAAUGUCCGUUGUGAAGCUUAUUUCCCACAAACAGUGUAUGCAGCCUCACUACUAUGGCUCUGAAAUCACUUAUAAAAUGCUGUGUGCUGCUGACCCACAGUGGGAAACAGACACUUGCCAGGGAGACUCUGGAGGACCUCUGGUCUGUGACAUAAAUGGCCGACCAACUCUGAGUGGGAUUGUGAGCUGGGGCCAGGGAUGUGCAAUGAAAAACAAGCCAGGUGUCUACACGAGGGUCUCAUACUUCCUGAGCUGGAUUCAAGCUCAUAUUGGAGAAGAAAAUGGCCUAGCCUUCUGAUGGCCUCCAGGUGGCUGAGGAAAGAAACAGAAGGACCACUCACUCACUUCCAUGCUGCCCAUCACCUCUGUAGCAGGGUCCUCUCUAUCAAAUGUAGGGAAGAAGCUGGGAAGGGCAGGCUUUGCAUUGUUUGCCUGCACUGCCCAUCAGGGUAAGUGCUAGUAGUUUUACCCUCAGACACAGGCCUGGAUGCUGGCCACCCAGACCCCCUGAUCAGCAUGGAAAGUUGGUCCUGACUCAGGAGGAUAUUGACCAGGAGCUGUCUUUUUCUGGACCAACACAUCUGAAGCUAUGAAAAUGUCUCCUAAGCAAAUAUAGGAGGAGAGUUUGUUCCCCUAACGGGAUCAUUCAUGAGGUCAUGAGGUCUGCUGUUGGGAAAGAAAUGAUUUCCCAAUUAGGAAAUGUAACAGCUGAAGUAUUUUGAGGGGGCUUGUCCAAUAUGAGAACAGUGGUUUUGAGGAGUAGAGACACUAAUGGAUUGGGGGAGCGGCUCUUGCAUUCCACAAAUGGAUCGGGAAAUAUACUGUUUGUUCACUGUGCACAGGCUAUGAGUGUAAGACUGAGCAAAAACUGGUGUAUUCCUGUGUCUAACUGAAAGUCUAGGUGUUUCCUUAAAUUCUGGACUGUGAUGCUGGGGCCUCUCAGUCUUCCAUGUGAUGCUCCAUGUGAAUGUAUCAUUCUCGGGCGUGACCCGUGACAAGCACUAAAUGUCUGUUUCACUUUUUAUAUAGACAUCCACUUCUUGGCCAGUUAUCUUGUUACUUAUUAGCCUGAUUCAUCCAAUCCUCACUGGGUGGGGUAAGAAUCAUUCCAAUAUACUUAAUAUUUAAUAAUUAUGUUCUGCUAUUUUUAUUUAUGUCUAUUUUUAUAAUUCUGAAUAAAGGAUCAAUAAAAUGUGAUUUUUCUGAA